CGUCCAUCCUUCCAUCUUUUUCUUCAUUCGUCCGACAGCCGAUGCCGAAGUGCCUGCGUUCGUGCCGGAUUAUCGCUCCAGAUUAUUCGUUUUUUUCCCCCUGAUUAUUCCUCUGCUUCAGGGUCUUCCAGGCGAGAAAGUUUAGAACCUGAGGAGAAAGGGACAUCGGUGAGACCCUCUAUUUUUCCUCUUUCUUUUUUUUAACAAGUGUGGAAACUUUAGCCUCAUCUGUGUUUGGGGGGUCCGGGGCCAAGGCACGCGGGGUGGGAGGGGAGGGCAGGGCAGGGCAGGGAUCGGGGUCCAUAUCGCCAUGAUUCCUUCUGCCUCUUCGACUUCUCUGCUGUUUGUUCUUGUGGAAAUGUAAAGGCGCGGAUUUCCGAAAAUGGACUCGUUCCAAACUCAGAAGAGGAUAAUGAUGAUAAUGAUGAUGAAGAGGAAACCCAGAGAGAGGACACACUCUUACAGAACUUAACACUUCUACCUCUGCAGGCAUUUUUUGUUGUUGUAGCUAAACCAAAGCUUGAGGAUCUUUGAGGAGCUCUGGAUCUCCGAGAAGAAACUUCGUCCCUGUGUUAGGAAACAGAGUAAGCGAGUGAGCAGAAUCUCAGUCCGAACCUCGGUCCAACCCCCCUCCCACAGCUGAGAGGGGGGGGAAGAUGGCAGCUCUCGCCAGCUCUUUAAUCAGACAAAAACGGGCGGUGAAGGACGAUCAGGCCAACCGACCGAUCGCCAACAAGCGCAGGCCAUGCCCCAAGAGCAACAAGUCGCUGUGCCAGAAACAGAUCCUUGUCCUCAUCUCUAAAGUACGGCUAUGUGGAGGACGACGCAGCAGAACCGACAUAAGACCAGAGCCACAGCUAAAAGGGAUCGUCACACGCCUGUACAGUCAGCACGGCUUUUACCUCCAGAUGCAGCCAGAUGGAACUAUGGACGGCACAAGAGAUGAGACCAGCUCCUUCUCUCAAUUCAACCUAAUCCCUGUGGGUCUGAGGAUUGUGGCCAUUCAGGGGGCAAGGACGGGGCUCUACCUGGGCAUGAAUAGUGAGGGCUACCUCUACACCUCCGAGCACUUUACAUCAGAGUGUAAGUUUAAAGAGAGCGUGUUUGAGAACUACUAUGUGACGUACUCGUCCAUGCUGUACCGUCAGAGCCAGUCAGGUCGCUCAUGGUACAUUGGCAUCAACCGUGAAGGCCAGGUAAUGAAGGGCAACCGAGUGAAGAAGACCAAAGGUGCUGCUCAUUUCCUACCCAAGGUCAUCGAAGUUGCCAUGUACAAGGAACCUUCUCUGCAUGCGCUGGAGUCUGAGCAGAGCCCGCCACGAAAGACAGCCAAGACGUCGGACGUGCAGCAGGAUGAACGCAAUGUGGUGCAGAAGUCCGACACUUCCUUAUAACAAAGGGAGGUCAGAAGGAGUGGGAGGCGGAGCUUAAAAACUCCAACAAUUCCAGGAACUCGGUUUCCCAUCAUGCACCUCCCACACUGUCAUGGUGGGACCUGGGAGAGGAGAUUCCUUUCGUCUUCCUUCCUUCUGAUUCAGCAUGAGCUUCCUCAGCACCGACGUCACACUUUUACACUCCAGAUUCCCAGCAUGCAUAAUCCCUGUGGAACAAGAUGGCGACCGCCUCAGCAAUGCUGGUGUUUAUUUUUACAUCAGUGGUUUAUUAUUUUAGAUUUUGUUCGUGCUGUAUGUCAGUGUCUAACCAGUCAGUGUUGCUCAAAAAAUACGUUUUUGUCACUUGCUUCAAAUCAUCGUAACAGUCCUCGAUUUGCUACAUUUGUCUGAAGACCAAACACUUCUGCAUACAAUUCUUUUUCAUUUCCACAUGCUAGAAUUCAAAUCGUAAUUUUUUAAAGUUAAGGAUGAAAGGGUGACACAUUUAACAAUUUUUUUUCAUAUUGUAAACUAAACGGAAACUAGUUUUAUAUUUUUUUUCAGAAGGGACAGCAGUAAUCUCCUGGUAAAUUUCACCAGCUAUCUUACUACCUUAUUAUGCUGUAGCUUGUAUUUAAAGCUAAUUACCUAGUAGCAACAACUACAUGCAUUAACAUUAGCUAGCUAAAAAUUGGCUCUUAAAUAAAUUCAGCUAGCUCCUAAAAGUAAAUGCGAGCAGGAACUCAGUCGGUCAGUUUGUUUAUGUUUUUCUAUUCGCUGUCAGUUUUUUGUUCUGUACUCUUUCAGUCACCAGCAGAAAAAGAAAAAUGCAAUGUGGAAAAAAAAAAUGUAGGACAGUGAAUUUCACAAAGAUAAGGAGGAUGAGAAUGUGAAUAUUAGCUACGCUAACGCUUUCUAAAUUUAGAGCUUCACAAAUCUAUUUUUAUUUUAGGUUUUAGUCAGAGCCAGAUACGCAUUCGUUAUUCUGCUGAUCCUGAUCCCAAUAAUCCUGGGUAUUUCAGGCCUGAUUGCUUGUAUUGUUCACAAUGCAUUAUAGGAAAUAUGGGCCGAAGUCUGAAAUGAUUAGCGUUUGCGGGGUUUAUUGACACGGUGCCGUCUGCUAGUGUGUGUGUGUGAGUGUGAUUUAUGUGAAUUGCUAGUCCAUUUGCUUUCCUUUUUACACACAUGCUCAUGCUAAUCCUCUCAGAGCAUUUACCAAAUACACUCACACACACACACACACACACACACACACACACACACACACACACACACACACACACUUUCAACCAAAGGAUGUCCUUCACCCGAGCUAAAUGUAGCUGUGUGUAAUGAAAAACAAUAUAAUGCUAGCUGUGUGGUUGGGGGCCAGAGAUGAGCCCUGACAAGAGUUAUGUAUUGUUAGCAUGGCGAGAGCAUCGUCUCGGGGUCCACUGACGGAUUAGCAUACUGAAAUUUUUAAACAUGCAACCUAGCAUCUGUUUUAAUUCAAAUUGUAAAAAAAAAAAAAUACAUGAAAGAAUCUUGAAAUAAGAGGGAAAAAUAUUUUUUAAAAACAAGUUAUGCAACUGAUCCACAUCAAAUCUUUUUUUAAAACGUGAAUUUUUUUAAAAAUAUGAUAAAAUGAACCGAACGUCAACGAUUAUAGUGAGGAGUUUGUGAAAGUAUAUGAACGUUACAGUACGUGAAGGGAAAUGUUUCUGCAGUUAGACCACGGUAAAUACAAGGUCAAGUGAAGGUCAUCACGUAUCAGCACAGUCGUCGUUAAGGUCGUCCCUAAAUGUGAACAAAAUGCUCAGGAAGGUUGCAGGGAAUGAUUUUGAAAGUCGAAAAUAAAUGGUAGUUGCAGUGAGAUGGGAGGUCAAGAGGUAAAUGGCUUUAAGGUUAUAUGAAGGUCACUGGUGUGAUGUCUAAUAGAGUCACAGAUAAUCAGGAAUGUCAAGCCUGAAACUUUAUUUGAGAGGACUUAAGAACGUUGACGAGUGUUGUUGCAGGUUGUAAAACAGAACGGGCAAAAUGAUUUCAAGGUCACAGGAUGUAGACGAAUCAUGAGGAAGGUGAAAGUGAAGUCUGACGUGUAACAGAACGUAGUGUGAGAAAGCUUUAGUGUAUAAAAAAGAGAGAACCCAGACAUUUGAGACAGAUUUAGGCUUAAUAGCAUUUAGUACAAAGAGUAAAACAGUUUUAAGCUUUCCUCAAAUUUUAGUGCAUGGAGUGAGACGGUUUUAGGUUAAAAUCUUCUUUUAGUGCAGGGAGUGAGACGGUUUUAGGCAUAAGUCUACUUUAAGUGCAGGAAGUGAGACAGUUUUAGGUUUUGAAUCUAAUUUAAGUGCAGAGAUUGAGACAGAUUUAGGCAUUAAUCCACUGUAAGUACAGAGAGUGAGACCAUUUUAGGCAUUAAUCUAGUUUACGUGCAGAUAAUGAGACAUAUUUCAGCUUUCCUUGAAUUUUAGCUCUGAGAGUUAGACAGUUCUUGGUGUUACCGUACUUGAAGAGUAAUUUGCCGAGAGUGAGACAGUUGUUUGUGUUAAUGUAAUUCUAGUGCAGAGAGUGAGAUUUUUUUUAGGUUUACCCUCAAGUUUAGUUCUGAAAAUGAGAGUUUUUGGCAUUUAUGUGGUUUUAAGAGUGAAUGUUUUAGGUUUUAAUGGCAUUUAGUGCAGGGAGUGAGACUGUUGUGGGUGUUACUUUAGUUCCAGGUUAGAAAGUGAGACAGCUGCAGGCAUUAGUGUAGUUUCACUUUAGGAAGUGAGACAGUUGGGGAUGUUAUUGUUAUUGCAGGUUAGAGAGUGAGACAGCUGUAGGCAUUACUGUAGUUUCAAGUUAGAGAGUGAGACAGUUGUGGGCGUUACUGCAUUUUCAGGUUAGAGAGUGAGACAGCUGUAGGCAUUAUUGUAGUUUCAGGUUAAAGAGUGAGACAGUUGUGGGUGUUACUGCAUUUUCAGGUUAAAGAGUGAGACAGCUGUAGGCAUUAUUGUAGUUUCAGGUUAGAGAGCGAGACAGUUUGAGGCUCAGAAGCUGCUUUAUUGGGAUUUUUUUUUUAUUGGGCUGAGCUAGCAGAAGUGGAGGUUCCUCAGAGGAACACAAGGACGAAUAAGGAUCAUAUGCGCACACACACACACACACACACACACACACACACACACACACACACACACACACGCACAAACACUUCCUCUGAAGUCACGCUCCACUUCCUGAGCAAGCUCCCCGAACCCUGUUCUGCGUGUCCAGCGUCCAUUAACCUUCACUGAGUCUGUAUGUGUGUGUGUGUGUGUGUGUACGGAGAGAUAGAAAAAGAGGGAGAGAUAGAGACAGAGAGAGAGAAGGAGCAGUAACGAUCGAUUGAGUCAAUGAAAAGUGGAGAGCAAGAGAACAGCGCAGUGAGCAGAAGGACAUUCUGAAGCACACCCUGAAUUCGGGAGCAAUUCUGCAGAGGGAAUCUCCAGUCACAUGACCUGUGAUCCAAUAACUCUUAACAUGCCCUCGUCCACUUCCCCUAGGUGACUAGUGUGUCAUGAAGAGGGACAUCUACCUUCUACAAAUCCUUUAUAAAUCCAUGUCAUUCUAGCUUGCUGUCUUGCUGAUCAGUUAGUUUAGUAAAAGCUGCAUGAGGAGACCCAGCAGAUGAGACGUUUGACAUAUUUAUGUUAAUAUCAGAACCUAAGAGUCAUGAGCAUCUUUACAACAAAGAUUUCUAUUAUUUAUAUAUUUCUUUAAAAAUUUCUCUCAGAAAUCUCACCUGGAUAGCAGACUAACAAAAUCCGAAAAUACACACCUACUCACACCAAUCCUAUAUAGCCACACCCACUCAGAGCAACUCUCAUUUCCAUAUAUAGUCGUAAAAACACACCCACAAUCCUUUAUAGUCACACCCACUCAGAGAUGGGUUCAAAUACACACACUAUCCUAUCACCUAUCAUUACUACUUCUAAUUUAUAUAUAAACUUACAGACACAUCCACAACCUUAUGAAGCCACACCCAACCAACGCUACACCUUUUAACAUACAUUAACAUGGAGACAAGUCAUAAGCCACACCCAGUCCUUUCCAAAUAUGGCUUAAAGGCACACACAAAUAUGCAUAUAAUCGUUCUAUUUUAGGACAUCCCAGAAUCCUAGAUAGCCACGCCCAUUUAGAGCCGCAUCAUCACUCCUCCCUGAUAAAAUAAUUAUCCUUAAAGAUUGUCGUCAAGGACACAAGGAAGAAAUGGGAAAGAAGUUGACGAGGGUGCAGUAAAAACAGUAUUGGAACGGGGCCAUGAAUUUAUCCCCAGCCAAAUUUCCCAUCAUCCCCAGUGUCUCCACCUGCCUCAGGGCUCCUUCCCUCUCUGUAUCUCUCUCUCUCUCUCUCUCUCUCUCUCUCUCUCUCUCUCUCUUUUUUUUUUCUCUCUCUAUCUCUCCAUCAUGAAUCAGGCCAGGCACAGAGACAUCUCAAGGACACGCUCGGGCACUCGCCGCUUCCUUUGCCCCCUUGACUAAAGAAAGCAAACGAGCUGCAAACACAAUUUUUUAACGAUCCUGUAUUUUUAUGACAAAUAAAGAAUUUCAUAUGAUUAUCUCAGAGAAUUAAAGAACACAUUUAAAGGUAAUAUAAAGCAAAUAGAAAGAAUUGAUAAACGGCCGUAUAAUUGCUUGGCCUUAUUUUGACAAUAUAUAAAGGAGCCAUAAUGAACAUAUGUACAGAAACUUUUAUUUAUUUCUCUGUAGAAAAAAAAAAGAGUUCCAGAAACACACUAACGAUGCUAAUGAUGAUUUAAGGUGCUUCUUUCACCAAUUAAUUCAUACAGCUAUAAUUAUCUUUCUACUUUGUACAGAAAAAAACGUGAAAAAUUAAUUGUUAUUUUUAAUAUUUCAUUUUCUGUGAAUGUUCUUUGGCUCUGGUUUAUAUGAUUUUUAGCAUUGGUGUUGGUCCUAAAAGGUCCACAGAAGACUUAAUGAUGGGCAUGUGCCAAUAUUCAGCCACUUGUCUUCCCCCCUAUUAACUGUAAAGUGACCAAAUCACAAGUCUCGACCCUAGCAAGCAAUAGCUAAUAUAGCUAGUAAAAGCUAACCUUGCUAGCAGUAAUGACCUAUUAGCAUAUGAGGCCACACCCAUUGCAACUGUUCUUUACUAGUUUGGACAAUUUUUUAGAAAAUUUGAAAAAAGCUAUUUUAAUAUUUGUCUCAUUCAAACUUUGCUUACUCCCUCAAAAAACAAACAAAAAAUCAAACAGUGUGCAUUGCGUCAAAGCUACAUCACCUUGACAACAAUAUUGGGCUUGUCAAAUAAUGCAUCAUACUGUUUAAAUGAAUAUGAGCACAUGCCUUCUCAGAUAUUUUGAUUCCUGUCUAAUGAUAGCUAUGUUUUGGUGAUGCGAGUAUCUGCUGGGAUUUGUUUUGUUUGAUCACCGCUUUGUGAUCAUGACUUAAUGAAAAGAAAAAAAAAAAACACAUCGCAAAUCUAUUGCUUUAAACUUUUUUUGGCCUCGUCGCCUUUGUGUUCUGGAGUUGGCAGCUUGGCCCCGCCCUGAAAAAAUCUUUUAACU
This is a messenger RNA of Silurus meridionalis, 6897 nucleotides long. It is a transcript of the gene fgf11b, whose product is annotated as fibroblast growth factor 11b. Lineage: Eukaryota; Metazoa; Chordata; Actinopteri; Siluriformes; Siluridae. Gene Ontology annotation, molecular function: growth factor activity; fibroblast growth factor receptor binding. The record is from RefSeq and is a predicted model, not a curated record. The transcript has 5 exons. Gene Ontology annotation, biological process: cell differentiation; positive regulation of cell population proliferation; regulation of cell migration. Gene Ontology annotation, cellular component: cytoplasm. The coding region runs from base 657 to 1394 and encodes 245 amino acids.